AUGUCUACGACGGACUAUGACCGCAGUUUUUUCAACUUUGGGUACCAUGAUAGUACCAGAGAUACGCCUCUCAGCGACCUUCAAUAUGGAUACCUUUUGAACCAGGGAUUCAACUUUGCAGUUGCGCCUAUUACAAACCAGAGCUUCAAGAAACGAAUAUUCAAGCUCGUCAAAGACCACCUGGAAUUGUUGGUCAAGUCCAAGUCCGAGGGAACUACUGUUGCCACGGCCGCCCAGGCCGACCCAAUCAUCCCGCCGCUGACCCCGGAGGACACCAGCUUGUUUCCGUCUCAAGUUGUGAAUACCUACACUGGCUGCAUUAGCUCUUGGAUUGAUCUAGCAUCGCCAAAUCCAAUCAUAGCAAGCGUCUCGCGACAGGUCUUGAACCUCGAGAUUAAUUAUGCAAGCUUCUGCGGACUUCGCGUCGUCAUGAUCCCCCCACCGGAACGGGAUGCGUCACGAGGUGCUGGUAAUUCUGGCCUAGCGCAGUAUUCUCGCGCGAUUCAGGAAGCACUGACUAUCGGAGCCAACAUGAGCUUUGCCGUGCAAAUGCCCAUGUACCGCGAGCCAGGUAUCGACGGCGGCGUUGACACUUUGUCCCGCCUCAACCCUGUGUCAGAAGCCUCACCGGCCGCAAAAGGAAUCGAUAUCUUCACCGCAUGGGACUCGUGGCACGCCUUGAAAAUUCCAAAGGUGAUGCCGGAAAUGGUACUGCAGAAUCGCUGGUUCUCGGAACCUCUCAUGUAUCUCACUUUUACAACUGAUGUUUUCCAAACGAAUCAAACAGGCAACCCGACGCUUUCUAAACAUCAUCAGGCCAUGGUGUAUUCUUACAUGAAACUCAAGGCUGCACCAGGACUCCUGAUGCGGAAUACGGGACCUGACGUUUCUCAUAUAAAACGCUAUCCGCAUAGUGCACUUUCCGAAGACGGCUUCCCGUCACUCUCAGAGCCAUUUCCCGAGAAAGAGUCUGCGUCUGAAAAGGACGACAAGGCAUCCCCGUUCUUCGAGUACAUGCGAUGGCUGGAGUCGGGGCAACAAACACCGACAAUAUUCGAGUCAUCCAUGCUUACGAACUUCCAAGAUUGGCUCCAAUCGCCCCUGCAGCCGCUCUCCGAUAAUCUUGAAUCUGCCACGUAUGAGGUUUUUGAAGGUGACCCCGUCAAAUAUAACCAAUAUGAAGCAGCUACCAUGGAGGCGCUGAUCGAGUGGAAGACACUCAAGAAGCCAACCUCGAAGGAGGAUGUCGUUGUCAUUGCCGUGGCGGGCUCAGGCCGCGGACCUCUUGUCACUCGCGCACUCAAGGCUGCUGACUACGCCAACGUGGAGGUGGAAGUUUGGGCUGUUGAGAAGAACCCGAAUGCCUACGUCUACUUGCUACGCCAGAACCAGAGCGUCUGGGGCGGGCGUGUCAAGGUGGUGAAGACGGACAUGAGGCACUGGAAAGGUCCCGUUAUUUCCGAGUCUGCAGAAGGCCCGGUCUACGGCAAGGUGGACAUUCUAAUCUCCGAGCUUUUGGGCUCCUUUGGCGACAACGAGCUAUCCCCGGAGUGUUUGGACGGCAUCCAACAUGUCAUGGCCCCGCAGGGCAUCUCCAUCCCAAGCUCGUACACGGCGCACUUUACACCAAUCGCUUCCCCUAAGCUGCAUGCUGACAUCCUCGCGCGCUCUGCUACUGACUCGAAUGCGUUUGCGACGCCCUGGGUUGUGCACUUGUUCUCGCUCGAUUACAAUGCGCACCGCGUGCCGGAUCACCCGCGCAUCCAGCAAGCGUGGCAAUUCUCCCACCCCAUUCCCAACUCUACGCUGCAGGGAGUCGAAGCGCGGCGGUCAGGCGGCGUUGUUGGCGGUGGCGGCGGCAGCAUGGCGGGCGCCGCCGGUGCCAACGACCACAAUUCACGCUUCUGUCACCUCACGUUUGUCUGCCAGGCUCGCGGUGUUACUCACGGCCUUGCUGGCUAUUUUGAGUCUACCUUGUACGAAUCACAAGUAAAGGAGACGCUCGGAGAAAAGGUCGAAAUUAGCACGCAUCCAGAGCGCAUUGAUGCUAAGAGCAAGGACAUGAUUUCGUGGUUCCCCAUCUUCUUCCCUCUCAAUCAACCUCUGUACUUUCCUGCGGACACGGAGCUGGAGGUCAGCAUGUGGCGACAGACGGAUGAUACACGCGUUUGGUAUGAGUGGCUUGUUGAAGCGUGGGCGUGGGUUGGUGAGAAUAGCCGAAUCAAGGUUGGGUCGUCGGAACUAUGCAGCAGUCGCAAGAUGGCGUGUCUCAUGUAG
Cordyceps militaris CM01 is the source of this 2277-nucleotide messenger RNA. Its product is annotated as protein arginine N-methyltransferase HSL7. Gene Ontology annotation, biological process: peptidyl-arginine N-methylation; regulation of DNA-templated transcription. The record is from RefSeq and is a predicted model, not a curated record. Bases 1 to 2277 code for a protein of 758 amino acids. Gene Ontology annotation, cellular component: cytosol; nucleus. The transcript is spliced from 4 exons. Lineage: Eukaryota; Fungi; Ascomycota; Sordariomycetes; Hypocreales; Cordycipitaceae.